AUGCGGAGUACAAAUCGCCGGCUAAACCGGCGCACUCAGUUGCGGUUGACUCCAGCCGUUCAAGUCUAUCGAGUUCCAGAAGACCGGACGAACAAGAUUCCGGCCACCCCAUCUGUUCCAGUUUACAGACCGCCAUCAGCUGCUGCCGAAUACAAAGCGGCUGUCACGCCAACCUACCAAGUUGCAUCCGCACCGGAAUACGAAUAUACAACAGAACCCGCUGCGCCAGUUUACACAGUCCCCGCUUCUACACCAACUACCCCAGCGUAUAAAGCAACACAAGUUGACACGACUACACCUUACCGUCCACCAACUACCCCCUCUGUGCAAGCCAUUGCCGUUUACGUUCCAGAAGCUUCCACUCCAUUGCCUUACGAAGGCCAGCCCACAACUUCUGAGUACCCAAUUGCCGCUACUACCCCGGCCUACAGACCUCCUCCGCCAGCUUACGAAGUGGCCGCUCCUGCGCAAGAGGAAUCCGUCUACGAAGUGACGACCGUUCCAGCUGAAAUAUCAACUACACCCGCCUAUCAGAAUGACGCUGCUCCCUGGACGGCUUUCAGAGCUACAGAGGCUCCGUACCAAUCCCCUGCGCUUCCUGCCUACGUGCCUUCAACGACCGUCGAUAGCAUCCGUCCAUUUUACGAGACUUCCACGCUCACAUAUUUGAACGAAGCGCCAACUCCUCCGCCGCUCCCGACCCGCUUGAAGGCGCGUCCUUCCGUUUACGUUCCAGCCGAAGAAACGACUACGUACAGACCAGAAAUCAAUGACGCAACGACGACUGCACAAAGUGACGUCACCGCUCAGACUGUGACUGCUGCACCGGUUGUUUACGAAGCCCCUACUACCCCGUCAGCUUACAGAACUGUCCCGUCUGCAAUUCGAUCUCCGUGGACUGGACUCCGACCUGCACCGGAUGUCCCUUUGUACUACGUCGCUCCAACCACUUACAGGCCACUUAAUCCGGCCGUCUACAAAGUUCCGGACGCUCGUGUUUAUGAGUCGAACAGCGCAUCGAAAACUUCUUCAUCCGGUCCGACGUGGAACGCUUGGACUGCCUUCCGUUCGGCUCCUGUUCGUCCAGUCGGUCGUCCUGGUUCCCAAGUUUCAACUACUCCCGAUCCUUCCGCUUACAAAUUACCGACACCAUUGGUGGACAGAAAUCGAAAAGCUUAA
Messenger RNA from Daphnia magna, 1179 nucleotides. RefSeq names its product extensin-like. The transcript has 5 exons. NCBI's taxonomy places the organism in Eukaryota, Metazoa, Arthropoda, Branchiopoda, Diplostraca, Daphniidae. The coding region runs from base 1 to 1179 and encodes 392 amino acids. The record is from RefSeq and is a predicted model, not a curated record.